AGCAUGCUAUCUGUGAGCGAUUGACGACAGUAGUGGUGGAAGUAAGGGCGGCGCAUGCUCGUUUCUCUCCAUCGAACGACAACCUCUUCCCAGAUCUGGUUUUAUCGACUCACUGCCGGUGAUGGCGACACGGCUGCAGGCGAUGGCGGUGAACGCGUACAGGCAAUGGCGAGGCAGUUGCAGUUGAUGGCGAGGUGGUUGCAGGCGAUGGCGAGAUGGUUGGCGAUGUCGAGGCGGUUGCGAGCGAUGGUGAGUCCGUUGCCGGGGAGGCUGAGGCCGGCACGGCUAAGAUCGAUGAAAGCGUAGUCGACUGGAAGGAGAAUCGACGGAGAUCAGAGUUUCUUUAGAGAGAGAAGGGGUUCUGGAUUUUUUAGAGGGAGAGAGAGAGUGAGAGGGGUGGGCGGCUGGGGAAGGAGAAAAGAAAAAAUUAUAUAUAUAUUAGAAUUUAAUGGUAUAUUUACUAAGUUAUCCUUUAGUUAGUAUAGUGCUAACCCCAUUAGAAGUUAACACCUAAUCCGAUCCCGUUAACCGUCGAUAACCAAAAUAAUUGGUCGUAAUGAUAUUAUUGCUUGUCGUACGCUAAUUUUAUGGCCAAAUUGAAUGGUCACCUAACACUCAAAUGAAUUUUCUUUUACAUCCAAAACAUUUGGUUACCAAAAGUCACAUGAGUUAGUUAUCAUUAGUAUUUGUGGCGACCGAUAGCCUAGAUUUCCCAACCAAUAGUCUGAAAAGACAACUAAACUAAAAACGAUUGCAAAAACUCAAGAUUUACUACGGACAAAAUUGGUUGCGAUAGCUUUCGCUACGAAUCAUAGUUUUAGUCGUGCUAAGAUUCGUAACAAGGAUAUAUUACCAUUUUUGCUACCAAUCUAGUCGCUAAAACGUUUAAUUAGGUAAUCAAUAUUCUUCUUUUAGGACGAAAAUUGGGGCUUAGGAUAGGGUCAGUAACCAAUGGUUACUAACCUAUGAGUAAUUAAAUUUGGACCUUUAGAUUUAAAUGGGUCUAGAAAAUUCAGAUCUAAGGGUUAUCAAUUAAAAGUAUUUUAUUUUCCCUAGUUUUCUUAAUUGGCUCUUAUCUUCUUCGUUCUAACUCGGAUUUCAAUUUUUUUUUGCACAGAUGGAACGAGUUCGUUGUGCUCUACAAAAUGAGAUCAAUUUUUAAUAUAUUUCGAGAAACUUUUUUUUAUCAACUACAUACCAUAUGGUAACUUCUUCGUUUUUAAGUCGUUUUUGAAAACGUUUGCUCAGAAGGAACGAGUUCAUCAUGAUCUAUUGGAUCUAUAAAUUUCUGGGUGAAAAAAAUACUGGAUAAAAAAUUACCAUACUUUACCACUAUGGUAUGUGAUUGGUAACUUGUGGUAAUUUGUAGUAAACGAUGAUGAAAGUCAUAAAUGACAGUUAAUAUACUCCUACUAUCAUGUAUUCAACCUUCUUACCAUAUUUGUAUGUUCAUACCAUCAUGGUACGCUUUCUUAGCAUAUGGUAUUAAAUUGGAGCAUACCAUAUGGUAAUGACUGGUAAAAAAUUAUUCAAUUUUUUUGUACUACAAAUAUAUCAAAGUGCAUAUCAUUUUGAAGAGCAUAUUUAGUCUAAUUUAUCUGUGCAAAAAAAAUUAAAUUUCGACUUAAAACGAGAGAGAAAUCGUCCAUUAAAAGAUAAAAGACUUUCCAGGAGAGAGAGGCUACUGAUGUCAUGCUGAUGUGUACAGGUUACUCAUGGUUACUGACCAUAGUGUUACUGACCUGAUCCGCUCCCGAAAAUUGGUUACGAAAACUUUUUUCGUAGAGCUCUUUUCUGUUAACACUCUACAGUUAUGACGAAGAUUAGUUAGGGACAUUACAUAGAUUUUUAGUAUUAAAAUGAAUAUAUUUUAUAACUAUAAAAUGUGUGAAAAAGUCCGCUGUCGACCCAUUUCACACCGAAACAAGGCUGUAAAACGGUGCGGUCUGGUCCAGACCAGACCACAUAUACGGUUUAUGGUCCAGACCCAGAGGUUAAAGUAUAGACGACAGACCAGAUCACAGACUAUAUGGUCUGGUCCAAACCACGCCUGUGUGGUCUGGUUCGGUCUGGUCUGGUCCAGAUAGACCACACUCAACGAAAAAUGAAUAAUUUGUUUAGUC
Messenger RNA from Linum trigynum, 2123 nucleotides. Lineage: Eukaryota; Viridiplantae; Streptophyta; Magnoliopsida; Malpighiales; Linaceae. The record is from the annotation of a GenBank genome assembly.